Messenger RNA from Thamnophis sirtalis, 1097 nucleotides. The record is from RefSeq and is a predicted model, not a curated record. NCBI's taxonomy places the organism in Eukaryota, Metazoa, Chordata, Lepidosauria, Squamata, Natricidae.
GAAGAUGGAAGGCUACAAACUGUUCCUGGCCUUCCUCGCCUCCGCGUUGCUGCUCGGCGUCCUCUCCGUCGCCUUCGUCCUGGUCUGGGUCCUGAACUACCGCGAGGGGCUCGGCUGGAACGGGGACCUUCCCGAGUUCAAUUGGCACCCGCUCCUCAUCAUCACGGGCUUCGUGUUCAUCCAAGGGAUCGCCAUUAUUGUAUACAGGUUACCAUGGACCUGGAAAUGCAGCAAAUUUUUGAUGAAAUUAAUCCAUGCGGGGUUACAUACCGUUGCUCUGACACUUGCUAUUAUUUCCCUGGUGGCUGUUUUUGAUUUCCAUAAUUUUAAGAAGAUUCCUAACAUGUACAGUCUACACAGUUGGAUUGGAUUGACUGCCGUAAUUCUUUAUGCUCUACAGCUUGUUUUAGGCUAUAUGGUCUACCUACUUCCCUUUGCCCCAACUUCUCUCCGGACAGCUGUUAUGCCAAUACACACAUAUUCAGGUCUUCUCAUCUUUGGAGCAGGAAUUGCCACAGCCCUAAUGGGAAUUACAGAAAAACUUUUUUUUGCUCUAACGGAAAAAACAGUCCCCUAUAGCCAGUCCCCAAAAGAAGCUAUUUUUGUCAAUGUUCUGGGUGUCCUGAUUGUCGCCUAUGGGGCUGUAAUUUUGUGGAUAGCUACAAGGCCUCAUUGGAAGCGCCCACUCGAACACGUUUUCGUAACCCAUCAAAGAAUUGGAGAAGGAUUCGGUGAAGAUGACUGUCAUAGUCCAGAUUUGGAAUUCAACAGUGAUGCAGCUGCUAGGAAAAGAAACCCCAAAUCUGAUGAAACUGGACAGAGAUCAACUAUGUAAAGAAAGUAUAUAGCAAAAUUUGCAAUGAAGAAAACUCACUCUCCCUUAUUCUCUCCCAGCUCUUUGACACACUAUACUUUGCUUUAUUAAUAUUGUUAGAAUUUCCUGAAUAAAUGAGAAGAGUUAGUAAAGAGUUUAAUUUUAGAAGUAUCUAUUUUCAUAUGAUGCCACUAUGGUAACUUGUACUGUAUUUCUUGAUAAUUUUGAAAAACAAAAUCUGGAAUUAUAACCAGGUCAACUACAAUAAACGCUUUUUCAUUGA